Molecule: messenger RNA, 520 nt
Organism: Sodiomyces alkalinus F11
Lineage: Eukaryota; Fungi; Ascomycota; Sordariomycetes; Glomerellales; Plectosphaerellaceae
Exons: 1
Coding region: 115-408 (97 amino acids)
Source: RefSeq, a predicted model, not a curated record
ACGGCCCUGGCCUGGUGAUCACUUCUUUCCUUUCCCCCCUUUUAGUCCAGACCUCCCCGACGGCAACACAUAAUAUUGCGAAGCAGGUUAGUUUGGGAGGUAGACGCUCGACUCAUGAACCUAACGGCCUUUGUUACGCCUAGAGCAGGACCACAGCAGAGUCCAAGAGGGCGAGAGAUCAGUGAGAUUAUACCCAUAUACCUACUUCUGAAUAUACCCAUGUACAUACAUUACUUUGCACAUACCUUACUCUACACCGAAGACAACCGACAUUUCGGUUUUUCGGUUUCAUGCUUUUGGGGGAAAUGGCUUCGUCAGCGCACCCCCCCUCCUUUUUUUUUUCUUCUUCCUUUUUCUUCCUUUCUCUCUCUCUCUCUCUCCUUUUUUUACUUUCUUUUUUUCCCUUGAAUUUCUUGUCUUCACUUAAAUCCUGUUUCCUCCGAUUUUCCAUUUAGUUAAUGUAAUAAUGGACCCCAACUACACAGCAUUUGCGCGCUUCUUCGAGCAUAUAAUAUGCAUA